GGCAGGCCGCGCUGCCCUCCUGCCGCGAAAGGCAUGGAAACCAGGGGGCUGGGGGGCUGUUCUGAAAGGACACGUGGCGCCUCCUGCUGGCAGUGGCCAUCUCAUGACGGUGACACCGGGCAGGCCAGUGCCAGCGGGCGGAGCGCGGGGCUGGGCGGCUCCGGCAGUCGGGCACAGGGAAUUUCACCGGGACUGUCGCCCCGGGCCACGGCCAAGAUGUACCAGCUCAAGAUCCAGGCGGAGCUGCCGGUCCAGUCGGGGUCUGACAUGCGUGCGCAGGAGCUGAAGGAGCUGCUGUGGUCUGGGGGAGAAUGCAACGCCGCCCUGAUAAGAGAUGGCGCCUUCCGGCAGAAGAAGCUGGCGCGACAGCUGGUGGAGGGAGGGGCGUGCAAGGAGCAGCUGAUGGCAGGAGAGCAGCAGCCUCAACUCUUCCAGAGCGGUUUCGAGGAGAAGCUGGCGUUUCAGCCGGAGGCGGAGGGGACAGAGCGCCGCCCCAAGAGGCUGGUGCGUGGCCCACGGGAGGCCUAUCGAGUGAUGGACGCGGCUCUGCAGUGUGCAGGAGAGCUGAUGGUGGGGAAGGAGGAGCCGGGGGCAGAGCGCUGGCAGCUGCCAGGGGAGCCCGACGAGGAGGAGAUCUACUGGGGCUGCUUUUACUUCUUUCCUUGGCUCCGGAUGUGGAGGAAAGGGAAGCGGGUGCAGCCGUGAAGAGCUCGCUGUGACCGGGGGCGAGCAGGCCCCAGCCCCUCCCCAGAGUUAUACGCAGACCGUGCGGCUGCACUUGGCCCAGCCGCCUCUAUUUGCAUCUCCACCGACCCUGCUGAGCGCAGCAGCCGCCCCCUCGGGCCACCGCCCAUGGCACCCCCAGGAUUAAAGCACCUGACACCACA
Molecule: messenger RNA, 887 nt
Organism: Mauremys reevesii (Reeves's turtle)
Lineage: Eukaryota; Metazoa; Chordata; Testudines; Geoemydidae
Exons: 8
Coding region: 34-705 (223 amino acids)
Source: RefSeq, a predicted model, not a curated record